Molecule: messenger RNA, 343 nt
Organism: Paramuricea clavata
Lineage: Eukaryota; Metazoa; Cnidaria; Anthozoa; Malacalcyonacea; Plexauridae
Source: the annotation of a GenBank genome assembly
AUGUCUUGCCGACUGUUACACCCGAAAGCGUUGCGAAAAAGCUUUUGUCCAUUCAGUCUCACAAAGCUCCCGGUCCAAACGACCCCUACCUCAAGAUAAUCAAAAUGUUUGCGCAUUUUUUUGCCAUCCCAUUAGCAAACAUUUUUAAUGCAUCAUUUGGGCAGAAGGUGUUUCCAAAACUGUGGAAAGAGUUCCGCCUAGCACCUAUACCAAAAGUGGAACCGUGCACGAAUCUGGAUGAAAUAAGACCAAUAGCUCUCACUAGCACAAUUUCAAAAAUACAGGAGUCUUACGUGGUUGAUUGGGUGUAUGACGAUAUUGAGUCUAAAAUUUGUAAGGAACA